UCCAGUUACUUAAAAUUAUCACAGAUUAUCAUCACAUGCCACGUUCGUUUGUAGGUCGGCAACGAAUCAUGAUGGUUCAAAUAGAAUUAUUCCUGUCUUUUUUUAUUUUAAUCGUUUGCAAUUUGAGUUCCGCAGACGACAUAAGCAUGAAAAAAUUCCCGGACAACUUCAUGUUCGGGGCGGCCACCGCCGCCUAUCAAGUGGAGGGCGGCUGGAACGACGACGGCAAGGGUGAGAACGUGUGGGACCGCAUCGUCCACACCAAUCCGUCGUUCAUCAAGAACGGCGAUUCGGGCGACGUGGCCUGCGACUCCUACCACAAGUACGAGGCAGACGUGCGUCUGCUGAAGGACCUCGGCGUAAAUCACUACCGUUUCUCCCUGUCCUGGUCGCGGAUCCUGCCCACGGGCUUCAAUAACCGAGUCAACAAGCCGGGAGUUCAGUAUUACAGGAACCUGAUCGGGAAACUGUUGGAGAACGGCAUACAACCGAUGGUGACGUUGUUCCAUUGGGAUUUGCCGCAGCCUCUGCAAGACUUAGGUGGCUGGACUAACUCUUUGUUGAUUGAUAUUUAUGCGGAGUACGCCAGGGUGGUGUUCAGGGAGUUGGGGGACCUAGUGAAGCUGUGGGCUACGUUCAACGAAAUCCGGCAGGUGUGCGAGGAGGGCUACGGUUCCGGUUCUUUGGCACCCGCCGUCAAAAGUCCGGGUUUUGGGGACUACAUGUGCACCCACAACGUCAUCAAGGCCCACGCCAAGGCCUAUCACAUUUACGACGACGAAUUCAGGUCCAAACAAGGAGGACGAGUCUCGGUGGUCUUCGACAGCGAUUGGUUCGAACCGAUGACCAACAGUACCGAGGACAUUGAGGCGGCCGAAACCAGACUGCAAUUCAGUUUUGGUUGGCACGCGAAUCCAAUCGUCAACGGCAACUACCCCCAAGUGAUGAUCGACAGGAUCGCCGAGAGGAGUGCGAAGGAAAACUUUCCAGGAUCCAGAUUGCCCACCUUCACUGACGAUGAGAUCGAAUACAUCAAGGGAACUUACGAUUUUAUGAGCGUGAACUCUUACAGCACAUCCCUCGUAAAGAAACAAGAAGACACUGACUACAGUACUCACAGCUGGUUCAAGGAUAUGGGCAGUACUGCGUACAAAGACGAAAGCUGGGAAGGUUCUGCCACGUCUUGGCUUAAGGUUGUUCCUUGGGGAAUGAGGAAGCUACUGGUUUGGAUCAAGGACACGUACAACAAUCCUGAAAUCAUGAUAACAGAGAAUGGAAUUUCAGAUAAUGGUACCACUUUGCAAGAUGAUUUUAGAAUUAACUAUUACAGACAAUAUUUAAGUAACAUUUUGGAUGCAAUGUAUGAAGAUGGAGUUAAUGUGACAGCAUAUACAGCUUGGAGUCUUCUAGAUAAUCUCGAGUGGAUUAAUGGAUUUACAGAGAAAUUUGGUUUGUAUCAUGUAGAUUUUGAAAGUGAUAACAGAACUAGAACUGCAAAAGCUUCAACUGAAUACUACAAAAAGGUGAUUGCAACUCAUUGUCUUGUAGACAAUUGUGAAUAAUGAUGCAAUUAAAUUAAUUAAUUAAACCACAUUCUGUGUUUUAACUCCACAUACAUAUGAUAUGUGAUUGUUAUAUAACGAUUUAUGAAAAGGGGUGAACUUUUCAGCUCAUUGUUUAUGUAUGUUACUGAAAUAAAAUGAAUGAAAAAGUGG
Messenger RNA from Aethina tumida (small hive beetle), 1715 nucleotides. Its product is annotated as myrosinase 1-like. Lineage: Eukaryota; Metazoa; Arthropoda; Insecta; Coleoptera; Nitidulidae. Gene Ontology annotation, molecular function: beta-glucosidase activity. The transcript has 8 exons. Bases 36 to 1562 code for a protein of 508 amino acids. Gene Ontology annotation, biological process: carbohydrate metabolic process. The record is from RefSeq and is a predicted model, not a curated record.